Messenger RNA from Dichomitus squalens LYAD-421 SS1, 2137 nucleotides. Its product is annotated as WD40 repeat-like protein. Lineage: Eukaryota; Fungi; Basidiomycota; Agaricomycetes; Polyporales; Polyporaceae. Gene Ontology annotation, molecular function: protein binding. Gene Ontology annotation, biological process: ribosome biogenesis. The coding region runs from base 120 to 1469 and encodes 449 amino acids. The record is from RefSeq and is a predicted model, not a curated record. The transcript has 6 exons. Gene Ontology annotation, cellular component: preribosome, large subunit precursor.
GGCUGCUCGUCCUGCUCUGCCUGCGCUUCCGGGCUGUCUGCUGUGCUUGUGCCUUCGCUGCUUCUUGCAGGUGUCCAUAUAUCUCUGAACGCUCCUGCUAUAGUGCUUGCUCGCCCUUCAUGACGUCGACUUCGGAGCCUAAUCACCCCGUGGUUUUCACCACGCAAACUCCCUACCCCUUGCCGUCCCAAAAGUUCAUGAUUCCAACUUCAUGGAAGCGCUACCAGCUAUCUCAGCUUGUGAACAAGGCGCUUUCACUACCAAGGCCUAUCCCGUUUGAGUUCCUUGUUCGAGGAGAGAUUCUCCGCGGAACGUUAGCAGAAUGGUGUGCCGAGAGCGGUGUCGGAGAGGAAGAGACUCUUGAGAUAGAGUAUUUUGAGUCGGUUAUGCCGCCUCAGCGGAUGUCCUCUCUCCCUCACGAAGACUGGGUUUCUUCGAUAUCAUGUCAAACACUUGGGCACUUCCUCACUGCUUCGUACGAUGGCGCCAUCCGUGUCUUUGACUACCCCCAAAAACUCCUCCAGACUGUCUCUGUACAUCCCGUGCCCAUCACUUCGAUAGCCGUCGUUCCCUCCGACUCGCCCGACUCGCAUCUCAUCGCUAGCGCAUCGCACGACCUCACUGCACGUCUGACUCGGGUCGAUCUCUCACAAACCGCCGGCCCUUCGAAAGCACAGACUGUCGCGUCUCUGCACCUCCACACCGCCCCCGUCUCCUCCGUCGCCGCGAACGCCUCGGGCUCGCAUAUACUAACUUCAUCGUGGGACGGCCUCAUUGGUCUCUUCGACUCGUCAGUACCGACUACGGACGAAGUCCCUGCGGACAACACUGCCAACGGAGACCGCAAAAAACGCCGCAAGGUCGGGGAAGAUGGCGACCCCGCGCGUCCAAAACGCAAAGCGCCCACUGCAGUGCUGAAGAGCCACACCGCGCGUGUGUCUCGCGUCGUCUUCGGUCGCGACGCGAAGGGCACGAGCGCGUUCAGCUGUGGGUUCGACUCGACGGUACGCACGUGGGACGUCGAGAACGGCGUUUGCACCGGGACGAUUACUGCUUCCACAAAGCCCUUCCUCGACCUUGCGCUCUCCCGCGACGGCUCUACUGCUCUCGCAGCCUCGACAGACCGCACAGUCUCCCAAUAUGACCUCCGUGCCGCGAUGACCUCCGCGACGACCCCGUCGAUUGCCUCCCUCGCGCAUCCCGCGACCCCAUCUUGUAUCGCCGUCUCCCCAGCCGAGGGGAGCGAGCAGCAGCUUGUGACGGGCGCAUACGACGGGGUGGUGCGGCUAUGGGAUUUGAGGAGCACGAAGAGCGCAGUGGCAGCGUUCAGGGCGUGGGAGGAUAGGAAGGAGGGGGGGAGGAAGGUACUAAGUGUGGACUGGGCGAGGGGGCUGGUCGGGGUUGGCGGCGAGGGUGGGGUAGAGGUGUGGAAGGUCGGGGAAGGAGAGCGGCUGUCCAUCUCGUCCUGAUGGACGGAGGUCUCCAGAAUACGUGCUCGACGUGUGAAGCGUUGUGUAUAAUUGCACGCUGCACCAUCAUAUAAGUAGCAACAGAAGCGGACAAAGCGGGAACAGUGAGUGAUUGUUGAUAUCGACUUCCUGUGUGGUAUGGAACCAGGUAUCUGUUUGAAGUAGUUAUCCGGUGACCAUCUCGUCGAACACGUCAAAUAGUCCCACAGUCGCCUUGAGCUGUGGAACGUACUCACAGCUGCCUGUAGGGAGCAGAAUAUUGAAGCAUUUGACUCCGUGAUUACGUUGCCAUGUCAGGCUGCCAUAACAUAAAGGGUCGUGGGCCCCGCAUGGGUGUAAGGUGCGUCGUCUCUAUUGUGCUACAUCUCGGACAUGUCUCGAACUACGACGUACAAGUUUUGCGAGGUAUUAGGAUCUUCAGACGACGCGUUCUGUGCUCCAGUCUUCUGUGAACCCUUGUCCUCCGACAAUGGCGAUCUUGCUUGUGCAGUCGUCCCGGAUGAGGCCGCGGGUGUCCCCAUAGCUACGAUUGUUGCACCGCAAACGGACCUUACCGCUGCGUCGAUUUUAUCCACUGGUACUUUGAAUAUCGGGACUGGACAUGGAGAUAUAGCUUCAACUCUCUUCUUUUUCUUGCACACAUCUACUACCACGGCCUUGGCGACUAC